Messenger RNA from Macrosiphum euphorbiae (potato aphid), 384 nucleotides. NCBI's taxonomy places the organism in Eukaryota, Metazoa, Arthropoda, Insecta, Hemiptera, Aphididae. The record is from the annotation of a GenBank genome assembly.
AUGACGUUCAACUUAGUCGAACUUUUUGAACUUUUGGAAUAUAAAACAGACGGUCCGGUGUCUAUGAAUGUGAUUCUCAAGUUGCAAAGUUGGGGAUUAAUUGCUAACGAGAAUACACUAAAAUGUAACAAUGGCCAUUUUUUGAAGUUAUAUCCUUCUUCCGACGUUUGUGACGGAUUUGUGUGGCGUUGCAGAGAAUACACUGCAACGAGGAAACAAAAAAAAGUUAGAUGUGAAUAUACUCAGUCUUUGCGAAAAAAUAAAUUUUUUUGUAAAUCGCAUUUGUCACUGUACCAAAUUGUCAUAUUUUCAUAUUUAUGGGUUGAAAAUGUUUCUUUGGAAUUUUUAUCGAAACAAGUAAAAAUAUCGAAGUGUUGUGGUUGA